This is a messenger RNA of Medioppia subpectinata, 711 nucleotides long. The record is from the annotation of a GenBank genome assembly. Lineage: Eukaryota; Metazoa; Arthropoda; Arachnida; Sarcoptiformes; Oppiidae.
AUGCCUGUCAUACCCAUCGGCCGACCCAUCGAUGGCCACAGAACUGCUUUUAACGAAACCGAAAUCCACAUAAUCACUGAACUGAUCCAAUCGACUGAUUUUCGAUCAUUCGGGACAAAUUCGGUGUUUAUCAGUGAUAAUAAUGACUUUAACUUUUUAUUUACCGAAAAGUUUGACAAUUAUGUGCGAAAUGUAACCCAAGCUGUGAAAGGGUUGACCGCAUUCAACACCAUCUGCGAAGACGACCGCAUCUUACUAUUGAAGUACAGUUGCAUUGAAAUGAUAUUCUUGCGGUCCAUUCUCUGCCUCAACGAUAACGCAGAUUAUCUCCGACUUCAAAGGAUGUAUCCAAUCUUGUUGUUUAACCCAGAUCAUUGUAAUCUCGUCCAUAGAGCUGUUGUCAAACUCCAACAACACAUUUACAUGCAUUUACUUCAACGCUAUUUAUUACUGAAAUAUCGGUCAGAAUCGGAGGCAAAGACCCGAUUCUCGCAAUUCAUGAACAUUUUGACGGAACUAAACGUCUUGAGAGACAUCCAGAGGACGCAUACUUUGGAUCAUUCACUGAAUAUCUCACCACUUCUACAAGAAGUGUUUGAUUUGAAACCGAUUCCCAACACAAUUGUUGACUAAUUUAAUGGUUCUGUGGAGUAAAGCCUGUGAUAAGGACCUCAACACCCGAUGCUGACGACGGAACAGCUUUAAUGACGA